This is a messenger RNA of Daucus carota subsp. sativus, 1547 nucleotides long. Its product is annotated as RPM1-interacting protein 4-like. Bases 230 to 1114 code for a protein of 294 amino acids. The record is from RefSeq and is a predicted model, not a curated record. The transcript is spliced from 4 exons. Lineage: Eukaryota; Viridiplantae; Streptophyta; Magnoliopsida; Apiales; Apiaceae. Gene Ontology annotation, cellular component: plasma membrane.
GACAAGACCAAGACCCACCCCACGUGCAACUAAAUCCAUCUUUAACACAUUGUAUUGUGUGACUGUCUGUAUGUGAAAAGCUUAAGAUUAGUUUGAUGUUGCCGGUGACUUCCCGGUAGCCAGUCAUCUUUCCAUCUCUCUCUGUCCUCUUUUGUUGGCAUUUCAAGAUUGCACCACUCACUUUACUUGCUUCAUCUGCAGCAGCCACUUGGGUCUUCUUGGAAGAAUUAUGACACAAAGAACCGAGGUACCAAAGUUUGGUAACUGGGAAAGCGAAGAUGAGGUUCCUUAUACCACCUAUUUUGAUAAUGCAAGAAAGGGUAACAGUGGUGCUCAGAUGAGCCCAGAUGCUCCUGAAGCCAAUACUGAUACACUUUUGAAUGAAAAACAGUCUUCAAAAGUCCCAAUCUCCCAGAAAGAAGAAGGUAAUUUGCCCGCAAUCAAGACAGGCACUAACCUCUCCUCUCAGCAGCGUCAUGGUGUUGUGAGGUCUGCCAACAAGUCAGAAUCUGAAUCACCUAAGGACCCAGACGCGUCAAGACCAAGACAUGAGCGUCGGCCGAGCCAUGGAGAAGGCGAUCUUAAAAAAUCAAAUGACUCCUCAUUGCGCCAUGAAUCUGAGAGCAGGAAAGCUGUUAACUCAGCACACCAUGGUCAUGGAGGAAUUAGUACUGAUAGCCCUAGAAGGGUUUCAAGGCAGAAUGUGGGUUCCGACCGCAGUGUUGAACAGUCACCGCUGCAUCCCAAUCACCAAACAAGGCUUGGAAACAAAAACAGUGGUGUAUCUUCUCCCUCGUGGGAAAGAAAGAGCACUCUUGACAGUAGCCACGGCUUACCCUCCACUCCUGGAAGGUCAAGAUUGAGAUCAGUUACACGAGGCGAUGACACUCCCGAUGAUAGUCCAGCAGUUCCAAAAUUUGGUGAUUGGGAUGAAAGUGACCCUACAUCAGGUGAAGGGUACACUCAAGUAUUUGACAGGGUGCGAGAGGAGAAACAGAGUGGUACAGGAAAAGUGCCCAUCAUGCCAACCGAGUCUUCUUACUCAAAUGGACAAAAGCAAUAUGGAAAUGACAGCCCAAAGGGCUGUUUAUGCUUUCCAUGGGGUAAAAAAUGAGAUCAUCCCAUUUUGCUGUGAAUGUAAGUGCAUAAUACGUUGUACUCAUAAGACUACAGUAUGUAUGAAGAUAAUGUAGCAAAUGAGUUCCUUCUACUAUAUAUAAGUUCGCCCUCAAAAUACAAAAUUGAUAUUAGAACACCGGCAGUCCUUUCUAAAAUGUGGAAGUACUGUCAAAGCUAUUUUGGCGCCUCAAAAGUAAUGUUAUUUUGCACGUAACUUAUGUGUUACAUACCCAGCUGGAUGCUCUGAUCCAUUAAUAUUUGGGCAAUCACAAAUAUCUUUUGCAAAUUGGUGCUGGUUUUUCAUUGUUUUUUGUUUCUUCUGUUGGCUGCAUAAUGCUGUACCUAAGUUUUUCUUUUUGAAUCGGAGACAAAAAAUCCAAGUGUAGAUUCAUUUUAUACCCUGUUCAAUAUAUUAUUUUUUGCUUCCA